Messenger RNA from Mytilus californianus (California mussel), 2194 nucleotides. RefSeq names its product ganglioside-induced differentiation-associated protein 1-like. NCBI's taxonomy places the organism in Eukaryota, Metazoa, Mollusca, Bivalvia, Mytilida, Mytilidae. Gene Ontology annotation, biological process: mitochondrial fission; mitochondrial fusion. Gene Ontology annotation, cellular component: mitochondrial outer membrane. The transcript has 5 exons. The coding region runs from base 1067 to 1999 and encodes 310 amino acids. The record is from RefSeq and is a predicted model, not a curated record.
UGUCUAUGAUUUCGGAGAAUAUCUUGAAGGCAAAACCAUAUUAAAUAACUGUAUCACAAUAGACAAUAUAUUAGAUUGAAAUUUCGUUUAUUCGUAAGUCUUCUUGUUUCAGAUCGGAUAAAGCUUUGAAAUUUCUUUGUAGGUAAGCGGACUAUCUUAUUCCUCAAAUAUCGUUUCCUGGGUCAAGUCACCCGCAAGAUUAUGAAAGUUGCUGUCAGCACUAGCACAAGAACGAAGAUUUUAAAUGUCCAUUAAAUUGUCUAAUGAGAUAUCAUAGCUCAAUUUCUUAUUCUGGUUGAAAAGGAUAUCACACUUUUUUUUCCGGUUAUCCUUACACAGAGCUUCCAGUAUAUGUAUCACCUUCCUGUCUUUAAAGAUACCCCGCUUACAUCGUCUUUUUUAAAGCUACUAAGUUUCUCCAAACAUAAAUGACGCAAUGAUUAACACCGAUUGGCUAUCCAUGUUUUAUCUGUUGUUAAAGCUUUCGAUCGUCCCUUCUUUGUAUGUUUCUUAUUUUGUUCUUUCCUUAAGGAUGCGUAACGAAGUUUUAGUAAAAGAUUUAUUUACUGUUCCUUAGCUGGAUUAUCGCUUUUUGCAGGGGCGGAUCCAAGAUUUUUACCCUCUACACCUCACCCCUUCCCCGCCCCCGAGGAUCCACCAGUGGCCAAUCGUAGAAUCAUUAAUGUUGAUGUCAAUUGUAUCGGUAACCGUGGCUUACAGUUGAAUACAAAAUGUAAAGGAGCGUGGUUGCUAUAUGCACAUAUGCACAUGUACUUGGGGCAUGGGCCCAACUUUUUCUAUUAUAGUAUACUUUUUUCCCCAAGCGCCUGUGUCUAUAUACUAUAAUGAGAUUCACUUGGGGCAAAACUGUUGUUUUGAUUUUUUAUCAAUUAUUAACACGUAUCACGUGAUUUAUAUAUCAAAUGUUCUAAUUUUUCCCCAUUUAAACAUGUUCACCUUUAUAGGUACACAGUGUAUCACAUCGAUUCUCAAGGUUACAUGUAUAACAACACUGCUUGAAUCGGAAUAAUUGGAACUAAGGAGAAUACACUUUCAGAGAUACAGGAUGUCUGAAAAUCGCUUCACGUUGUAUUAUUUUUAUACAUCCAACUGCGCACAAAAGGUUUUGCUGGCACUGUUUGAGAAAGGCUGUCCAUUUAAUCGAAAAAUUAUUAACAUCCAUUCCGGAGAACAAAAUGAUCCAGAAUUUAUGAAGUUAAACCCUAAAGGACAAGUUCCUGUUCUUAAAGAUGGGGAUAAUAUUUUAUUGGAAUCAGAGGAAAUUAUAGACCAUAUCGAUCAAAAAGUCAAAGCGGGAGCUAGACUAGUUCCAGACAGGAGCAGCGCAGUAGGGAAGGAGGUACAAAGAUUACGAGAUCUGUUCGCAGAAAUUGACAUUGGGAUUGCUACUUUUGGCGUGUUACUUAACAGAGAUUUUUCAAUAAGCGGUGUGAAAAUGCCAGGAUUUUAUGAUAGCAAUGUCCUGAAAGCAUUCAUCAAAAGAUUAGAAACGUCUGCUGAAAAGUACCCGGAUUUAAGAAAUACUUUUUUGACAAAAGUAGAAAAGAUAGAGAACUUUGCACAAACUGUUUUGGACAAGGAAAAGGUUGCAAAAUGCUUAGAUGAUGUUGAUAACAAAUUUGAACAAUUUGAAGGCUGUUUGGUUAAAAAUAAAGCAGCGGUUUCUGAAGGACAAGACUAUUACCUGGCAGGACCUGAAUUCACUGCAGCUGAUAUCGAUCUUAUAAUUUACAUGGAUCGAAUGACAAUCUUGGGAUUAGAAGAUAGAUUUUUUGCCAAAGCAAGGAGACCGUUGCUCCAUGAAUAUUUACAGAGGAUAGAACAAAGAAAAUCAGUAAAGAUGCUUCGGGCUGAAAUAAAGAAAAUUGUACCGUACAUGUUUUGGAGAGCUGUAAAAUCGAAGAUUCCCUUUGUAACAAGUGUGACAGUAUUUGGGUUGGCUUUUGGAAUAGGUGUUUGGUUCAUGAAGAAUAAAUAAAUGUUAACUACACUUAUAGAUAUAAUUCCAUGGACACAAUUUGAGCAAGAGUUACUUCCUUUUUGUCGCCAUUGUGGAUGUCUAAGUGCACGAAUUCUUUAUAAAUCCACCAUUUCAAUUUGUUAUAAUGUCCACUAGACUUUAUAAACAGUAAAUUGAGUUGUUUUCUGAACAAUUCUAAUUUCUUUUAUGGUU